AUGGCCCGCUCCGGGGCUGCUACGUCGUCCACCCCGGCCCCGGGAGCCCCUCCUCGGAACCUGCCCCGGGGGCUCGUGCAGGAUAUGAACGGGACCCCGAGGGAGCUGCGUCCACGGCUCUGCCACCUGCGGAAGGGCCCCCAGGGCUAUGGGUUCAACCUGCACAGUGAUAAGUCCCGGCCUGGCCAGUACAUCCGCUCUGUGGACCCAGGCUCACCGGCCGCCCACUCGGGCCUCCGUGCCCAAGACCGGCUUAUUGAGGUGAAUGGGCAGAACGUGGAGGGGCUGCGUCACGCCGAGGUCGUGGCCAGCAUCAAGGCGCGUGAGGACGAGGCCCGGCUGCUCGUGGUGGACCCCGAGACUGACGAGCACUUCAAGCGGCUGCGGGUCACACCCACCGAGGAGCACGUGCAAGGUCCAUUGCCAUCCCCCAUCUCCAAUGGGACCAGCCUUGCACAGCUCAAUGGUGGUUCAGUAUGCUCCUCUCGAAGCGACCUGCCUGGCUCAGACAAGGACACGGAGGACGGCAGCGCCUGGAAGCGGGACCCCUUCCAGGAGAGCGGCCUGCACCUAAGCCCCACAGCAGCUGAGGCCAAGGAAAAGGCGCGGGCCACACGAGUCAAUAAGAGGGCACCACAGAUGGACUGGAACCGGAAGCGGGAGAUCUUCAGCAACUUCUGA
Molecule: messenger RNA, 681 nt
Organism: Orycteropus afer afer
Lineage: Eukaryota; Metazoa; Chordata; Mammalia; Tubulidentata; Orycteropodidae
Gene: NHERF2
Product: SLC9A3 regulator 2
Exons: 6
Coding region: 1-681 (226 amino acids)
Biological process (GO): protein localization to plasma membrane
Cellular component (GO): apical plasma membrane
Molecular function (GO): protein-membrane adaptor activity; signaling receptor binding
Source: RefSeq, a predicted model, not a curated record